AUGGUUUUCAUUUUGGGCGUGAACUUCCCCGAGCGAAACCUCGUCAAGAAAUCGCUCGAGUCCUUCUUCGGCAUCGGUAACUUGACCUCGACCCGUCUCCUUGCCCGCUUCCACAUCCACCCAACAUGCAAGGUUGGCGACUUGGCGAACAAGCAGGUCCUCGAUAUCACGGCCGCCUUGUCCGAUAUGAAGAUUGAGAACGACCUUCGCAGACAGUACCUCGAUAACAUCAAGCGUCUGAAGGAGACGGGAACCUACCGUGGUCGGCGUCAUGCGCUCGGUUUGCCCGUUCGGGGACAGCGGACGAGGAGCCAGAUUAAAUCUGCUGUCAAGCUCAACCGUAUGGAAAGAAGACUGUGA
Molecule: messenger RNA, 360 nt
Organism: Aspergillus tubingensis
Lineage: Eukaryota; Fungi; Ascomycota; Eurotiomycetes; Eurotiales; Aspergillaceae
Product: mitochondrial 37S ribosomal protein uS13m
Exons: 4
Coding region: 1-360 (119 amino acids)
Biological process (GO): translation
Cellular component (GO): mitochondrion; ribosome; small ribosomal subunit
Molecular function (GO): structural constituent of ribosome; RNA binding
Source: RefSeq, a predicted model, not a curated record